Messenger RNA from Boleophthalmus pectinirostris (great blue-spotted mudskipper), 2759 nucleotides. Its product is annotated as lipopolysaccharide-induced tumor necrosis factor-alpha factor homolog. Lineage: Eukaryota; Metazoa; Chordata; Actinopteri; Gobiiformes; Gobiidae. The transcript is spliced from 8 exons. Gene Ontology annotation, molecular function: zinc ion binding. The record is from RefSeq and is a predicted model, not a curated record. The coding region runs from base 173 to 736 and encodes 187 amino acids.
UACACUGUUCAGCCACUUGGAGCCGCACGCGCUUUGUUUGCAUUUUUCUCGAAACGCAGGAUCUCUACAUCCCUUAAUCAAGUGACGCUAGCCAACAAGUCAAAGUCAAAUAUUUCCUCUUUUAUACGCAUUUUCCUCUGAUUUCAAGACCGUCAGUCAGAGGUUUUUGAAAAUGGAAAAGGGAUAUGUCCCAACCGAAUCUGCCCCUCCAUACCCAGGGCCACCGAUGAACUAUCACCAUGGGCAGACAGUUAUGCACCAACCACCACAUGGGGCAUAUUAUGGAGGUCCUUCGUAUCCUUCAGCUCCAGUACUUCCUCCGUCAGAAACUGUUAUGAAUGAUCCAGCCCCUCCAUACCCAGGGCCACCAGUACAUUAUCCAGGUGUACAGUCUGCAGGACUUUCAAAUCCACAAGUGGGACAUCAAGGAGGUGUUUUCCAUGCUCCAGUGACCGUAUUAAGAGGUCCUCCAUUUACAUCACCACCAUCAAACACAGCCUGGUAUACUCCUGUAGGCGUGUUUGCUCAGGAUGUCCCUCGUGCGGCUAACUGUCCUCACUGCCACCAGGCCAUGGUCACCCAGAUAGAGCACGCGGUGGGAGCUCGGACCUGGCUCAUGUGUCUUUUUAUGUGUGCACUUGGGCUGUGGCCCUGCUGCUGUGUUCCCUUCUUUGUUGAUUCCUGUAAAGAUGUGAAGCACCGCUGCCCAUCCUGUCAAAAAAUAAUGUACUUCUGAGUGUGAGGAGAGGCGUGUUUAUUUAGGAGCGGGAACAAGGUGAUAUUAAAGCCAUCAUUACUACGUGUGUGUUAGAAAAAAACAAUAACCAGUGAAAUGAAUAGGAAAAAAAUGCAUGUUAUUAAAUGAAAGAAUCACAGGUGAGCGCUCCAACACAAUAAAUUAACUUCAUCACAAAAAAGUUACUGCACUGUUAAAAAAUGUAACUGUUCAGGUGUCAGAUUACAGAUUUGUUGAUCUGGUUUAUGACUGUUAAUGCCUCUUUAAGAACUGGGCCUUUGUGAGGCAACCAGAAUUUCUUUAUUUAAUCACUCAGAAACUGGUGCCAUUAUUCAAUCCCAAUGAUGUUUUUGAAGAAAGAACUUAUUUAAUUAAUAUGGGAAGUUUGUGGAGCAAACCCAAGUGAGUUCAACAUUUGUGUAGAUGGUAUAGUCCCCUGCCCUCCAUCUGAGAUUAUGAUAUAUUAUCCUAUAUAGACUAAAUAUUCAUGAAGCAUUAUUUUUCUUGCCUUAAUAAUACUAAUAUUUUGCAUUAUGUACUGUAUAGUAUACACUGUGUUUACUGUGCCUACAAUAUUAAAUGAUACCAGAUUUUUUUCAUGAAACUCUAUUACCCAACACCAGUAUUUGUAUCUUUAGUAGUAGUUUUAUUUGGCCAUUUUGCAGUACUACAAAAUAAAAUAAAACAAAAUAUAGACUACAACCCCAUGGAUCAUGACCGAAUGGGUUUAGGCUGCAGUAAAAUUUGCUUAUAAUGCAUAAACCUUUUAAACAAUGACAGAAUUCCAGGAAAGACAGGCAUUGUAUGAACAGCAAGUUUGCAUUUACAAUUUCACUUAUGACUUACUGUAUAUUUAAGAGACAAAAUAUAAAUUAAAAAAAAUCUAAUUUAAUGCAUAAUUCAUUAAUGCCAGAGCUAUAUAUCUUUCUAAACAUAAUGUUUGUUCAUUUGUUUAUCAAGGCUAUAACUUUUGCUAUUUUUGUUUUAAUUUAAUUAAUGUGGGGUUUCCAGCAAAGUUUGUGAUCAAGAGCUACACCAAGAAAUUGUGUGCAAGUACUCUUUCUAUGUCUCGGCCGACCUGGGAACGCCUCGGGGUCCCCCCGGAGGAGCUGGAGGAAAUGUCUGGGGUGAAGGAAGUCUGGGAGUCCCUGCUUAGACUGCUGCCCACGCAACCCGGCCGGAUAAGUGGAAGAAAAUGGAUGGAUGGACCCAUAUAAUGUACUUUGAUACUUACCUGUAAAACAUGAGGAAAGAAUGAGAUAAGGUGAUGCCCCCUAGAGUGUUCUUGUGUUUACUUGUCCUCUACAAAUGUUUGUAAGUUUAGAAAGGGGGAUAGCAAAGUGUUAAUCAUUUGUCUAAAUUAUGUUGUCUAAAAUGUUAAAAUUAUGUCUGUAUAUACUACAGUGUUUCACGUGUUCAGGUCUUCCUGUGCAUACCAAAUGUUAGCAUGAAAUUAAACCACAGAAUUCAAGUGAGAAUUCUGUGGUUUGUCACUGCCAGCACUUUAUAUUGAAACAACAUAACUGAAACAUUAUGUCUGUCAUUACACUGACAUAAUAUGAAUUUAACAAAUUAGUAUAUCCAAGGCAGACAGGAUACUUUUCAAUCAGACAAAAAUAAAUCAACAACUUUAUUAAUCCCAAAGUUGGAAGGACUAAAGAGUAUGGAUAAGUAGUGGAGGUCAACAGAAAUGAUGGCUACCCAGCCCUAAUCCUCAACCAAACUGAGUGAUAGGUGCAUACUUUUACACUAACAAAUCAAAUAUUUUUGGUUCAAGUGCACGGACAAUGUGGGUUGUAUGCAGGAAAUAAGUACUACUUUGGCUCCAUCUGCUGCAAAUACUCUGUAUUCACGCAGGUGGUAGUUCAGCAGGUGCUCUGGUAAAUCCAAACUUAGUAAAACAGGAUGUGAGAUUGGAAAUGCAGGCCAAUUGUUAACUAUCAAGUAAUUAUGUUUGGUGUGCAGUGUUGCAAUUUGUACAUAUAUUUUUAAGAGAAAAUAAAUGGCUAGUGUGUCAAGUAUA